Vicia villosa (hairy vetch) is the source of this 684-nucleotide messenger RNA. RefSeq lists its product as uncharacterized. The record is from RefSeq and is a predicted model, not a curated record. The transcript is spliced from 3 exons. NCBI's taxonomy places the organism in Eukaryota, Viridiplantae, Streptophyta, Magnoliopsida, Fabales, Fabaceae. Gene Ontology annotation, molecular function: nucleic acid binding; RNA-DNA hybrid ribonuclease activity. The coding region runs from base 1 to 684 and encodes 227 amino acids.
AUGCGGGAGCCGUGGUUGAGAGGUGUUGAGGGCGGAAGGAUGAAGGCUCCUCAAGAGGAGCAUGUCUACAGUUUAGUGGUCAAGGACUUGAUGGAUCCCCUUCGCAAACAGUGGGAUCGUAUUGGCCAUCUCAUUAUACCACGUCUUACUAUAUUUGCUAGUGUGAGGGAGAUGAUCCUAGACAUCUGUUUGAAGGAAGAUUUCAAAGAUGCGGGGAAAGUGGCGGUUAUGAUGUGGGUGUUGUGGAAUAAUAGGAACAAUUGGAUUUGGAAUGAGGAGAAAAAAGAUGCUAAUCAAUUAGGGCCACCCCAUCCGGGUUGGUUGAAGUGCAACGUGGAUGCGGGGUUCAAUGCUAUUCUUGGUACGACUAAUGGAGGUUGGUGUGCUAGAGAUAGCGGUGGAAGAUUCAUGGUGGCGGGUACAUUGUGGAAUAGGAGAAAUUUCUCUAUUGUUGAAGCUAAAGCAAUUGCUUUGAAGGAAGCCAUCCAAGGUGCAAUCAACUUACACUUGCAACACAUCAUCUUUGAAAGCGAUUCCCAAAUGGUGGUUCAAGCUACUAAUGAUCCUUCAUUGGGUAAUUCUGAAUUUAGUUUGAUUAUUAAUAGUAUCCGUAAUUUACUUAGUUCCCGUAAUGACUUUGAGGUCAAGUUUGUUAAGCGUCAAGCUAAUUGUGUUGCCCCAUAG